UUGAAACAGAGAGAAGAGUAGUGUGCUAGAAACCCAAUUUAAAGAAAAUCACAGUCACUUUCUAAAUAGUUACACAAACUGUAAAGAUUUUGUCAUUUAGAUCAAGAUGAAGAUACUGGUGCUGCUUUCACUGAGCUUUGCAGUGGCUCUGGGAAUGCCAGCAUCACCUCCAGGUGUCCCACAAAGUCCUGAUAUGCCCAAGGAGGAGCAGAGCCCUCUGCUGGGAGACUCGGUCCCAGUGCAGGGUCACGUGGAGGUGGAGAAUCCUGCACCACAGGCCAGACUGAGCUCCACAGAGCAGCAGGAAAAGUUGGCUGCAGUGGACGUAAAGCAGAGCAAGAGUCCGCUAGAAGCACAGCCAGAGGUUAAAGUGGAGGAAGCAGGUACAGAGGUUAAAGUAAAGUCAGAAGGUGAGGUGCAGGAGAAGUCUGAAGCAUGGCAAGAAGUUCAGGUGGAACCAGAUGUUAAAGAGGAGCCGAAGCUAAAAGCAGAGCCAGAGGCUGGGGUGGAACUAGAAGCUCAAGCAAAGCCAGAAGAUGAGGUGGAGGAAAAGUCUGAAACAGAGCAAGAAGUUCAGGUGGAGCCAAAGGAUCAAGUGGAACCAGAGGUUGAAGCCAAUCCAGACUUUAAGAUGGAAUCAGACAUUCAAAUGGAGCCACCACUGUUAGAUGAGGAGUCAGAGGUAGAAGAGUCUUUGAGAGCAGCAUUUCUGAAUCCAGAUCUUGCCGUUGAACCUCAGCCAGAGGAGGAGGAUCAGAAGGGGAACUAUGUCCCAGAUGAAGAGCUGGAGCCAGAGAUGAUAGAAGAGUCCUUUGAGAAUCAAUACAUCAGGCCAGAUGAUGCAAGCUUGGAAGAACUGCAGCAGUUGGACCUGAUGGAGCAGCAGAUGGCGCUUUCAGAAAACUAUUACCCAAAUGAAGGGGCAAGGAUGGAGGAAGCAGGGCCAGAGUUUAUGGCGGAGGAAGACCGGCCUGUGUUUGAUGAACAGACUGAAGGAGCUGGGAGAAGAUUUUUACCAAAUCCUGAACGAAAAGAGCUGAGCUAUUGUACUGGAGUGGUGUUUGAGGAGAAGUGUUACCAGUUCUUCAGAGAGCCAAGGAGGUUUGCAGAUGCUGAGUUCUUUUGCCAGAAUCAGUUCAUAGGUGGCCACCUGGCCUCCAUCACAAGCCCACGAAUCCACAGAGAUGUGAUGGACUUGAUGCAGACGACUAUCGGAACCCAGACACGUACCUGGGUUGGAGGACUCCGGUUUUUAGAUACUGGGCGCUUCGUCUGGUUGGAUGGAUCCUUCUGGGACUAUUCUGAUUGGCUGUACAGGGAGCCCAAUAACACAGCGAAUAAGGAGGAAUGUCUGGAAGUGCUUGGAAAUGGAAAGUUUAAUGACUUCACAUGCUGGGAACCUCAAGCCUUCAUCUGCUCCUACCCUCAUGAAUGAAUACAACAGCAGCUCUUUUCCAGCCUGUUUCCUCGUCUGAUUGGAUGUUGGAUACACAGAUCAUUGCGUUUUCUUUUUCUUACAAUAAAUCAUCGACUUGAAAGAAAAUCACAACAACAUAGUCAGACAAAUGCCUCAGAAACUUAUUUUCUCAGUCAGCUGCUGACUGUGUGUAACGGGAACUCCACAUUGAUUUGUUAUUUUCUACUCAAGUCAAGACAGUUUUGUUUAUUUGAUAGAUUUUCUGAGAUUGGUGCUUUGUUUUCUGUGAACUUUUCACAGUUUUGAAGUGGGUGGGACUAAUCUGGGAAAUGAUGAUGUCACAAUCUCCUGCUCCAAUCAGGAUUCAGCAACAUUUGAAAGCGAUGACAGCUGGUUUGGUUGUCAGUCACAUCUCAUGUUCAGGCUGAAGCAGAUUUUAUGAAUAAUAUAUAAAGAUGUUUUUGUUUAUCUUUAAUGUUGCUUAUUUACUGUAGUUGUGAAUGUUGGUAUUAUUUACAGACGCUUAGAGGCACAUUUCUAGGGUUUUUAGAAAAGUUAAACAAAAUGAAUGAAAUAAUGCACAUACAUAAAAUAUAUACAGUUUACUUUGUUUUUUGAUAACAAGCUCAUAAAAUGUAAAUAAAGAGAACAUUGUGUUUUAUUCUUGCUUUCUUGUUUGUCGUUACUACCAUCAAACUUUAAGUAUAACUGCAAUAUUCCAGCAGCUGGGGCAAUAAAAUACUGUAAAAUAAAGGAAAAUACUCCUCUUAUUAAACUACAGCCAUUUUCCAUAA
Amphiprion ocellaris (clown anemonefish) is the source of this 2211-nucleotide messenger RNA. RefSeq names its product pinin. Gene Ontology annotation, molecular function: signaling receptor activity. The transcript is spliced from 6 exons. Lineage: Eukaryota; Metazoa; Chordata; Actinopteri; Pomacentridae. The record is from RefSeq and is a predicted model, not a curated record. The coding region runs from base 107 to 1435 and encodes 442 amino acids.